Molecule: messenger RNA, 768 nt
Organism: Exophiala bonariae
Lineage: Eukaryota; Fungi; Ascomycota; Eurotiomycetes; Chaetothyriales; Herpotrichiellaceae
Exons: 2
Coding region: 1-768 (255 amino acids)
Biological process (GO): spliceosomal snRNP assembly
Cellular component (GO): SMN complex
Molecular function (GO): protein binding; RNA binding
Source: RefSeq, a predicted model, not a curated record
AUGACCAGGAGAAUUUGGGACCCGCAAACAGGUGAAUGUCUAUCCAUCUUGACACAUGAUCACAUCGUCCGCUCUGUCGCCUUCCCUUGUCAAGAUAACCCGCAAUGCGUCAUUACUGGGGCCCAGGACAAGAAGUUGAAGAUAUUCGACCUGACACGGGGUGGUGCCGCCGCAACUCCAUCUCAAGCCAACGGUAACUCUCCUGUCACACCAACCACCACCUCUGAGGGCCACGAAAUUGGCGUGGGCGGACACAACGGUAGCAUCAAAUCCAUUGUCUGGAACGUUGAUUACAACAUCAUCACGACUGCUUGUGAUGACAAAACCAUCCGCUGGUGGGAUCUCCGAAGCCAGCAGCUGAUUUCGAGCUACAAAACUGAACGAGACAUAACGUCGUGUGAACUGUCCAACACGAAGGUAGAAAGCACCGACCCUGGAAUCAUCAGCGUUGCGGCCGGAAACACAUGCAUCUUUUUCAAUGCCGGACGACCUGGUGAAAUCAUCAAGAAGGUCAAUUUCGACCAUGAUGUUGCCAGUGUGGCAAUAAACUCUCAGUCCGGGCGCUUCGUUACUGGUGGAGGGAAGGAUACAUGGGUCCGAGUUUGGGACUUUGCUCUCGAGAAAGAGCUCGAGGUUCUCAAGGGCCACCAUGGUCCGAUCUGGUCAACUGCUUUCUCACCCGAUGGCAAGAUCUAUGCCACAGGUAGUGAGGAUGGCACGAUCAAGUUAUGGAAAGCCUGCAAGGAACCAUAUGGCCUGUGGCGCUGA